AUGAGACAAAUUCUGAUAGGGGGCAUCCUGCAAGGUACCCGACCAGUACUCCUUAAAAUGACCAAAGUCAUCAAAAACAAGGAAAGCCUGAAAAACUGCCAGACCCAAGAGAAACUGUAUUGUCAGCUUCUCCACCUCCACCACCAGUCCCUCGGAUACAUGAAGCAAAACACAAACCCAGAGAACUCACUGGAUCCACCCAGGCGCCCCUGUUUUGGAGACAUAUGUAGAGUGUGUCGGUCAGAAGGAACACCUGAGAAACCUCUUUAUCAUCCUUGUGUAUGUACGGGCAGUAUUAAGUUUAUCCAUCAAGAAUGCUUAGUUCAGUGGCUGAAACACAGUCGAAAAGAAUACUGUGAAUUAUGCAAGCACAGAUUUGCUUUCACACCAAUUUAUUCUCCAGAUAUGCCUUCACGGCUUCCCAUCCAAGACAUAUUUGCCGGACUGGUUACAAGUAUUGGCACUGCAAUACGAUACUGGUUUCAUUAUACACUUGUGGCCUUUGCAUGGUUGGGAGUUGUUCCUCUUACAGCAUUGGUGGUAGAGAUUGGAGUGUUCCCUCUCAUUUGUGGCUGGUGGCUGGAUAUCUGUUCCCUGGAAAUGUUUGAUGCUACUCUGAAAGAUCGAGAACUGAGUUUUCAGUCAGCUCCAGGUACUACCAUGUUUCUGCAUUGGCUAGUGGGAAUGGUGUAUGUGUUCUACUUCGCCUCCUUCAUCCUCUUGCUGAGAGAGGAAAUAACGGUGCUGGAAAUACCAAAAGGGAUAUGGUUUUGCAGGAUCAAAAUGGACAAUUUAUUGGCGGAUUGUUUGCAGGGUUGUUUUGUGGUAACAUGCACACUGUGUGCAUUCAUCAGCCUUGUGUGGUUGCGAGAGCAGAUAGUCCAUGGGGGAGCACCGAUUUGGCUGGAGCAUGCUGCUCCACCCUUCAAUGCGGCUGGGCACCACCAAAAUGAGGCUCCAGCAGGAGGAAAUGGUGCUGAAAAUGUUGCCCCCGACCAGCCUGCUAACCCACCAGCCGAGAACGCCGUGGUGGGAGAAAACCCCGAUGCCCAGGAUGAUCAGGCAGAAGAGGAGGAGGAGGACAAUGAGGAGGAGGAUGACGCGGGCGGGGAGGAUGCAGCCGAUGCCAACAACGGGGCCCAGGAUGACAUGAACUGGAAUGCUUUAGAGUGGGACCGAGCUGCAGAAGAGCUUACGUGGGAAAGAAUGCUAGGACUUGAUGGAUCGCUAGUUUUUCUAGAACAUGUCUUCUGGGUGGUGUCUUUAAACACAUUGUUCAUUCUUGUUUUUGGUAAGUGUUGCAGACAACUCUGGUCCUUCUUUAUUGUCUUUGGCUCCAUUGUCCUACUGAUGCUCUGGCUUCCUAUACGUAUAAUUAAGAGUUUGCUGCCUAAUUUUCUUCCAUACAAUGUUAUGCUCUACAGUGAUGCUCCAGUGAGUGAACUGUCCCUUGAGCUGCUUCUGCUUCAGGUGGUCUUGCCAGCGCUGCUUGAACAGGGACACACGCGGCAGUGGCUGAAAGGGCUUGUGCGAGCAUGGACUGUUACUGCUGGAUACUUGCUGGAUCUUCAUUCCUAUUUAUUGGGAGACCAGGAAGAAAACGAGAACAGUGCAAAUCAACAAGUUAACAAUAAUCAGCAUGCUCGAAAUAACAACGCUAUUCCCGUGGUGGGGGAAGGCCUACAUGCAGCCCACCAAGCCAUACUCCAGCAAGGAGGGCCGGUUGGCUUUCAGCCUUAUCGUCGGCCUUUAAAUUUUCCACUCAGGAUUUUUUUGUUGAUUGUCUUCAUGUGUAUAACCUUACUGAUUGCCAGCCUCAUCUGCCUUACUCUACCAGUAUUUGCUGGCCGUUGGUUAAUGUCAUUUUGGACGGGGACUGCCAAAAUUCAUGAGCUCUACACAGCUGCUUGUGGUCUCUAUGUUUGCUGGCUCACCAUAAGGGCAGUGACGGUGCUCGUGGCAUGGAUGCCACAGGGACGCAGAGUGAUCUUCCAGAAGGUUAAAGAGUGGUCCCUCAUGAUCAUGAAGACUUUGAUAGUUGCCGUGCUGUUGGCGGGAGUUGUCCCGCUCUUGCUGGGGCUCCUGUUUGAACUGGUUAUUGUUGCUCCCCUGAGGGUUCCCUUGGAUCAGACUCCUCUUUUUUACCCAUGGCAGGACUGGGCACUUGGAGUCCUGCACGCCAAAAUCAUUGCAGCUAUAACACUGAUGGGUCCUCAGUGGUGGUUGAAAACAGUAAUUGAGCAGGUUUAUGCAAAUGGCAUCCGGAACAUUGACCUUCACUAUAUCAUUCGUAAAUUGGCAGCGCCAGUGAUCUCUGUGCUCUUGCUUUCCCUGUGUGUACCUUACGUCAUAGCGUCCGGCGUUGUUCCUUUACUAGGUGUUACUGCGGAAAUGCAAAACUUGGUCCACCGGCGAAUUUAUCCAUUUUUACUGAUGGUUGUGGUAUUGAUGGGGAUCUUGUCCUUCCAGGUCCGCCAGUUCAAGCGCCUUUAUGAACACAUUAAAAAUGACAAAUACCUUGUGGGCCAACGCCUCGUGAAUUAUGAACGGAAAUCUGGCAAACAAGGCACAUCUCCGCCACCUCCACAGUCGUCCCAAGAAUAAAGUGGUUGUCUCAGCUACCUUGACCUUCCCCUUGCCUUUACGUGUCCUUUUUUGUGGACUUCUCUCUUUGGAGAUUUUUCCCAGUGAUCUCUCAGCAUUGUUUUUAAGUUAACUGUAUUUGACUUGUGUUCUCAGCAUUCAGAGAGCAGCAGUGCAAGGCUCUGCUGCCCUUCCUGCAUCUUCCGACAUCAUAGCUGUUUGAGAUCUGUACAUGUGUAAAUAGAAGUUCCUGGAUACCCUAAAACCUUGGAUUAAACAGAAUGUGCAUUGUACAUCUUUAAACAAAAUGUAUAUUAAUUUAUUAAAUCUAGUUGUCACUUUAUUUUGGACCUGCUGUGAUCUUGACAGGAAACGUGCCACAGAGCCAUAGUGCAAAGGCAAGACUUUUUAAUGACGUCUUUUGGAGCGCAAGUAUCAUGGUGUUCCUAGCGGUUCGUAUUAAGUAAACUGUACAUUCUGUCUUUCUUGGCUGUUCAGACCUCACCAAGAACUUGAAAGGAAACAAGUAGAAAUCAGCAGUGGAGUGUUUGUGGUAAGAGAACAUGAACUCUGUGCUUCACUGUCAAUCGUUUUUGGAAGUUAUUUUGUAUAGCACCAAAGCUGUUGUACAUUUUCUACUGCUUGAUUUUUUUUCACAUGUCUGUGUUUAUAAUAUUGUAUAGUAUCUUGUGCUAGGUGAGGAAAUUCUUUUUAAUUUUGAUAAUUUAAUAUUCCUAGUGAUCAGCAUUAGGGGUUGGGAUUUUGUGCUUGUUAGGGGCAUGUCUAUGUUUAGAGAAAACAAGUCCACAAGAACAUUUUCAUUAGUUCCCUCCAGCCCCCCUUUUCCAUACACAGCUGUCUUUUUUUCCUUUUUGGCAGCAGUGGCCAGAAGUCAUGCAGGAUCACAAGUCUUAUAAAAUAACAUCACCAACAAUGCAUCAUACUGGAAUUAGAACACACUGAGAUGUUUCUUAAAUGUAGAUAUGGUUUGUGGUCUUAGACCAGCAGCAUUAGAGAAGACUGGUUAGAACACCUGGUCCUGCUGGUUAGUGCACCGUUGGGUGAGGAUUAGGGAGUACAUUUUUCCUAGUUUUCCAUGAGUAAAUCCCAAAGUUGCCAGAGCUUUUUAUUUACAGAAUUGAACUACAAAUAAAACCAACUUGAUUGUAGUUGUCCAGAAGGAAGCUGGCUUGAGCUGGCCUUUCAACAUAGGAGUGAAGAAUGUAUUUCAUUGGAAAUGUGUUGUAAAAUCUCAGAAAACUGAAUACUUAUAAAUUUGGUUUCCCCUUAUAACCAAAGCUUCAAGUAAGGAGUUUAGAGAAAUAGAACAGUUGGGCACAUAAUCCAAGUAUUUAAUGGUAAUGGUAUAUUGUAAGGGUGGUGUUUGCUUUUGAAUAAUAACCUAGAAAUUCUCAGAGAAAAAUGGACAGCAUAGGUCUUCAGGAACUCUUAAAGAGUUUCCAUAUAGUAUUAAAAUGUAUAGAGUCUAAUCUGAAGAUUUUUUAAAUAUUAAAGUCAGCCAAACAUAAGCUACCAAAACAAACAUGUUCUGGUUGUUUUAUAUUUCAACAAUUUUUCCCAAAGUGUGGUGAUUACUUUACUUUAAAAAUAUAUUUUAAAACAUCAGUAUCAAAAAAAAAAGCUUGACUUAGGGUUCAGUGUUACACUUUUUGGCACUUUGUAGCAGUCCUUUCUCUUGUAAUCUGAAAUAAGGUCUUUGCUUAACCCUACCUUUACUUAGAAAUUUAGUCCUACUUUAAAAAAUUAAGAGCAUUUUAAAAUGUAAUGCCACCUGUUGUGGUGUGUUUCUAUAUAAAUUGUUCUCUUUGGGAGAAAAAUAUUAUCAAUUGGUCACAUAACUUGAUUAUAUUAAUUUAAAUUUCUUUUUUAAUUUUUCAGAGAAUUUGUAGAUCUUGAUAUAAAGUCAUUGGAACACAUUUAUCUGUUUUACCAGGAAGAGCUCUAGGCAGAUACCAUAAAAGAUUAAAAAUUGUUAUUCUACAGAAUUUUAAAUGAAUCUUACCAGAUAUUUUGUAAAAAAAAACAAAAACAAAAAAAAAAACCAAACUUAUAUAUGAAUGUGUAUGAAUGGCCAAAAGUUGCCCUCCAUUUCACUGGUGAUAACUUUAUCUUGUUGUACUUAAGGAUUUCCUCUUGGUUUUCAGUUGUGCUUUGUCCUCUUUUCGAUCAGAUGAAUACUUCCGUAAGGAAAGCAUUUGCUGGCAUAAUAUUUACAUGGGUAGCAUCAGGAUUUUAUUAUUAACCAACAGUCUUAUAAACAUUUGAAACCUCUAGUUCAGAAAGUCCUAGUAUUGCUGCCCUUCUUCCUGUAGAUUUUUUUUUUAUAUAAAAUAGCAUAGUUUUGCUUCAUUUUACAUGUCUUCAAGGAAGUUAAUUAGGAAGGACCUUUUUGCUUUAUUUUUAACUUUAUAAAUUGAAAACAAAUCAACAUUUGGGAGUUAGUUUCACAUGACCACUUAUCAAAUGGUCAUAGUAUGAAGUGUGCAGUUGUUCCUUAUUAGCAAAUUAUGUUUGAUUUUUAAACUACUAAAUACUAAUAGUUGAGGUGAAAACUGAAGAAAAUGCCAAUGUGAAGUUUAUGUAUAGCUAGCCUUAAAGUUCCAUGUUUUUAGGUGAUUUUUUUCCUGUUUGCUGGAGAAACAGUGGAAAUUGGACAUCUCAAUUCCAGAUGUAAACAAAAAGUAAUUUUUUAUUUCAACAUCUAAUAUAGCUGUUAUUACUGUGGAUUCUUGUGUUUUUUUCUUUCCCUUAUUCAAGUAAUAGAGAAUAACCUUUUCUUAAAUGAUUUGGUCUUAGAGAUGUCAUUUCUGUAUUGGCAAAUGCUAUUAUUAAAAUGUAACUCUUGAAUUUAGGUUGAAUUCAUGACUUUUUAAAACAAAGAAGCAGUGGACAUUUCUCCAUUGUAUUGUGUUUACACCCCCCCAACACACGUGCGUGUGCGCACACACAUGAGAAUGUAGCGCCAGUCUUAAGAACACUGGCACUUUUUUCAACUUCACAGGUUAGCUACCUAUUCUUCUCACUUUCAGGAUUGAGUAUUUUAAGCUCUAAUGACCAGUUUUAUACAUUGUAAAAUGAAAUGAUUAUGUUUAAAAGACUGCUUUAGAAUGUUGCCUACUCAGUUCCCAUCAAGAAGAGACAAAAGUAAAAUGUCUUGCCACCAAAGUAUUAUUAAAAACCUCGUUUGUGGAGAUUCUCUCACUCCCUUGGGCUGUCUGUAUCUCCUUAUUAAUUUGGGCACGUUUCCUUCUCUCCCUCUUACUGCCCUGUGUCAUUUUUAAAAGCAACCACUUUAGGUAAGGGUUUCAUUCAAACCUCUAGCAAUAUGUUUGGCAUGGAUACAAUAAAGUUAGGACAGUGUAUAUCUGUUUUCAUUCCCAUCUGUUUUGUAUGAGUGCCUCGUUCUGUCAUGAGAGUAAAGUAGUACCGUAAUGGAAAUGUAAUGACUGUAAGGCCUAGGAAUGACUGUCUUAGAGGGUAAAUAGAACACGUAGUUAUUUGGGACAUCAAUUUUCUAUUAAAGCAAACACCUUAGAUACCCAGACCAAUUUUAUGUGUAUAUAUUCUAAAAUGCUCCCUUUUUUAUGUGGUGGUUUGUUGCCUUCUAAGUCAAGAGAACAAAAUUGAAUAAAGUGAAUGUUAGUUGUA
Molecule: messenger RNA, 6252 nt
Organism: Leptonychotes weddellii (Weddell seal)
Lineage: Eukaryota; Metazoa; Chordata; Mammalia; Carnivora; Phocidae
Source: RefSeq, a predicted model, not a curated record